Harpia harpyja (harpy eagle) is the source of this 12015-nucleotide messenger RNA. RefSeq names its product mucin-5B-like. Lineage: Eukaryota; Metazoa; Chordata; Aves; Accipitriformes; Accipitridae. Gene Ontology annotation, cellular component: extracellular matrix. The transcript has 35 exons. Gene Ontology annotation, molecular function: protein binding. The record is from RefSeq and is a predicted model, not a curated record. Bases 1 to 11688 code for a protein of 3895 amino acids.
AUGAAAAUGUUCAGGUCAAUAUUUGUCAUUUCUCAAGUCUUUGCCAAUACAUCCUCUGGAGCCCAGACUGAAAUCCAACAGGAACCAGGAAGCAAAUACACUGAGGUUGUUCAGCAGAAACAAAACAUUUCAUCUAAGGUGAACAUCAUCCAGCCAAUGCUGACAAAUCCAGUAAUAACAUCUUCCAAUCCUGCUCACAAUGGCCGCGUGUGCAGCACAUGGGGCAACUUCCACUUCAAGACCUUUGACGGAGACAUAUUCUCCUUCCCUGGGCUCUGUAACUAUGUUUUUGCAUCCCAUUGCAAUGCUCCCUAUGAGGAUUUCAACAUCCAGAUUAGGCGCACAGUGGUGGAAAAUGCUCCAACAAUCAACCGUAUCACCAUGAAACUUGAAGGUGUUGCUGCUGAACUAACAAAGGAUGUUGUCAUGAUCAACAGCAACAGAGUUCAACUGCCAUACAGCCAAUCUGGAAUUAUGAUAGAGAAAAGCAGCAUUUAUGUGAAAGUUGCCAGCAAAAUGGGUAUUGUGUUAAUGUGGAAUGAAGAUGACAGUAUCCUGCUAGAAUUGAAUGAGAAAUAUGCCAAUCAGACCUGUGGACUCUGUGGGGACUUCAAUGGCUUUCCAAUUUACAAUGAGUUCUAUUCAAACAAUAUUAAGAUGACACCCUUGCAGUUUGGGAAUAUGCAGAAAAUGGAUGGGCCAACAGAACACUGUGAAGAAUCUACUUCUACCCUGCCAGAUAAUUGCACUGAUAAUUCUGAUGACAUAUGCCAGAAAACAUUGACCAGCUCUGCAUUUGCAGAGUGCAAUGACCUAGUUGAUGUUAGAGAGUACAUUAUGGCUUGCCAAGAUGACUUGUGCCGCUCUGAAGAGUCUAAAAAUGCCUCAUGUAUCUGUGACACCUUUGCUGAAUACUCUCGGCAGUGUGCUCAUGCUGGUGGGCAUCCUCUGAACUGGAGAACCUCAAAACUGUGCUCCAAGAAGUGUCCUUCCAACAUGCAGUACCAGGAGUGCAGCUCCCCCUGUGCUGACACAUGCACCAACCCUGAACGAUCUGAGUUUUGUGAAGAACACUGCAUGGAUGGUUGUUUCUGCCCCCCAGGGACUGUAUUUGAUGACAUCAACAAUUCUGGCUGCAUUCCCCCUCAGCAGUGCUCCUGUGUUUACAAUGGCAAGACCUACGCUACAGGAACUUCUUUUUCAGAGCAGUGCCAUUCCUGUACCUGUAAUGGAGGCCAAUGGAGUUGCCAAGACAUGUCAUGCCCAGGAACAUGUUCACUAGAGGGAGGUUCACACAUUUCCACAUAUGAUAAAAAACAUUACAGUCACCAUGGAGACUGCACUUACGUCCUUUCUAAGCACUGCAAAGAUGAAACAUUCACCAUCCUGGUAGAACUACGCAAAUGUGGCCUAACAGACACUGAGACAUGCUUAAGGACAGUGACCCUCAACAUGAAUAAAGGACAAACUCUCAUUGAGGUCAAACCUGAUGGUGGUGUGUUUAUGAACUCGAUCUACACCCAGCUGCCCAUUUCAGCAGCUAAUGCCACUGUGUUCAGACCUUCAUCAUUCUUCAUCAUCAUGCAGACAAACUUUGGCGUCCACCUUGAAAUCCAAAUCAUACCCAUCAUGCAAGUGUUUGUGCGACUGAAUCCUAUUUUCAAAGACCAGACCUGUGGUCUCUGUGGAAAUUUCAAUAAUAUCCAAACUGAUGACUUCAGGGUAAUGAGUGGAAUAAUUGAAGGAACAGCAACAGCAUUUGCUAAUACGUGGAAAACCCAGGCUUCAUGUCCUAAUAUCCAGCACAGUUUUGAGAACCCUUGUGCACUCAGCAUUGAUAAUGAAAAAUAUGCUCAGCAUUGGUGUGGACUACUAACUGACAGCAAAGGACCUUUUGCUGAUUGUCACUAUGCAGUGAAUCCCUCUGUUUACCACACGAACUGCAUGUUUGACACAUGUAACUGUGAAAAUAGUGAGGAUUGUCUGUGUGCAGCCCUGUCUUCCUAUGUGAGAGCUUGUGCUGCAAAAGGACUCCAGCUGCGUGGAUGGAGGACUGAUGUCUGCUCAAAAUACAGCACCUCAUGCCCCAAAUCCCUAAACUACAGCUAUACCAUUGCUUCCUGUCAACCCACUUGUCGGUCUCUGAGUGACCCCGAUGUCACAUGCAACAUUAAGUUUGUCCCAGUUGAUGGCUGCACCUGUGUAGAUGGAACCUACAUGGAUGAGAAUGGCAAAUGUGUGCCUGCUAAUGAAUGCCCCUGCUACUACAGAAGAUCUCCCAUACCACUUGGAGAAGUUGUCCAUGAAAAUGGGUUGGUAUGCACUUGCAUCCAGGGAAGACUGAAUUGCAUUGGAGCACCCAAUCCAACUCCAGUCUGUGAAUCUCCCAUGGUCUACUUUGACUGUAGAAACAUCACUGCAGGAGCAACGGGAGCAGAAUGUCAAAAAAGUUGCCAGACUCUUGAUAUGCAGUGUUAUAGCACACAAUGUGUAUCUGGCUGCAUGUGCCCAGCUGGGCUCGUGUUAGAUGGGAAUGGUGGUUGUAUUCCUGAAGAGGAAUGUCCAUGUAUUCACAAUGAAGCCAUGUAUCAGCCUGAGGAAAAGAUCAACGUUGACUGUAACACCUGUGUAUGCAAGAAUAGGAAGUGGGAAUGCACCAAAGAUCAAUGUCUGGGCACUUGUGUUGUUUAUGGAGAUGGUCAUUAUAAUACCUUUGAUGACAAAAGGUUCAGCUUCAACGGAAACUGUGAAUACACACUAGUCCAGGACCACUGUGGGAAGAGUGGCACAGCCAAUGGGACCUUCAGGGUUAUCACUGAAAAUAUUCCCUGUGGCAACACUGGGACCACUUGCUCAAAAUCUAUCAAAGUUUUCUUAGAGAGCUAUGAACUGAUACUUGGUGAGGAGCAUGUCAGUGUCAUAAAGAGAGGACAAAAUGAUGAGGUGCCAUACACAGUCCGCUAUAUGGGUAUGUACUUGGUAAUUGAGACCACAAGCGGACUGAUCCUUAUGUGGGACAAGAAAACCAGCAUCUUCAUCAAGCUCAGCCCUGAUUUUAAGGGCCAGAUCUGCGGCCUCUGUGGAAAUUAUGAUGGCAAUGGCAUCAAUGACUUUACCACAAGGAGUCAGUCUGUGGUAGAGAAUGUCCUAGAGUUUGGAAACAGCUGGAAAGUAUCCUCUACAUGUCCUGAUGCUUACAGCAUAAAGGACCCAUGUUCUACCAACCUUUAUCGAAAGUCCUGGUCAGAGAAACAGUGUAGCAUCAUCAACAGCAACAUCUUUGCUGCCUGUCACUCUCAGGUUGAACCAGCAAAAUAUUACCAAGCAUGUGUGACAGAUGCUUGUGCAUGUGACACUGGCGGAGACUGCGAUUGCUUUUGUACAGCGGUAGCUGCGUAUGCUCGAGCAUGUAGUGAAGUUGGUGUCUGCAUAGCCUGGAGAACCCCAUCAAUCUGUCCACUGUUCUGUGAUUACUACAAUCAACAAGGGGAAUGUGAAUGGCACUAUAAGCCUUGUGGAGCCUCCUGUAUGAAGACCUGUAGGAACCCAAGUGGAAAAUGCAUCCAUAACUUGCCAGGUUUAGAAGGCUGCUACCCUAACUGCCCGCCAAACAAGCCAUAUUUUCAUGAGGAUCAGAUGAAGUGCGUUAGUCUCUGUGACUGUUAUGAUAAUGAAGACGGAAAGAUAUAUAGACGGGAUGAAUGUCAUGUGUGUGAAUGCACAUCAGAAGGUUUACAGUGCAAGUUUGAUGAUAAAGAAACGACAACUGCAACACCAGUGACAACUGUAUGUGUGAAGAGUGUAUGUGCAUGGUCAGAAUGGUAUGACAGCACACAUCCUGAAGACAAAGAGGACAGUGGAGAUGAUGAAACAUUUGAAAAUCUCAGAGCUAAAGGCUACACUGUGUGUGAAAACCCAAACGGAGUUCAAUGCAGAGCCAAAAACCACCCAGAUACAGAAAUAUACAAUCUUAACCAAACAGUACAAUGUAAUCAAAGCAGAGGAUUAAUAUGCAAUAACAAAGACCAACAAAAUAAGCAGUGCUAUAAUUAUGAAAUCAGAAUAUCAUGCUGCAGCUACAAACCAUGUUCAGAAAUACAAACUACAACGCUAAGAAACACAAAAGAAUUCACAACAACUACUGCUGUAAAAUCAACACCACUUACAAUAAAUACGAAGAUAAAACAAACACAAACACAAAGAACUGAAGCACAAAAAACCGAAGUACCUAAAACAUCAAUAGAACACAGAGAAAGCACAACUCAUCUGACUGAAACUUCAGUUACAGAAAAUACAUCACAAGUCUCAACAACAGGUUACCAGACCACGGCAACUCCAUCAGAAAUCACCACUGUGGGAACCCAGAAACAAGCAUCACCCACUACUGCCACCAGCCUCUCCCAGCCAGCAAGGACAACCACUACUGCCACCACGGUUGUCCCCAGUAACACUGCCCCGCCAAUACAAGGCACGACCGUCAUCACAACCACCAGCAGGGCCAGCACCGCCAAGACCUCUCCCCCGCUGACAGAAAGCACAACCACCAUCAUCACACCCACUCCAACAGCCCCCACCUCAGCCAGUAGCACUACCAGCACCUCCAGGACCACCACACCAACCACCACAACGUCCAAAGCCACAUCUGUGCCCACAAAAACCUCCUCUGUGAAAACGCAGACUCCAACAUCACCCACUACUGCCACCAGCCUCUCCCAGCCAGCAAGGACAACCACUACUGCCACCACGGUUGUCCCCAGUAACACUGCCCAGCCAAUACAAGGCACGACCGUCAUCACAACCACCAGCAGGGCCAGCACUACCAAGACCUCUCCAUCUCUAACAGGAGGCACAACCACCGUCAUCACAUCCACACCAACAGCAUCCACCUCACCAACCACCUUCACUGCUAGCACCUCCAAGACCACAACCAGCUGCCUGCAGCACUGUGCCUGGACGCAGUGGUUUGACUUGGAUUCCCCUAGCCCCGGUAGCCAAAACGGAGACAUAGAGACGCUUGCAAAAAUCCGAGCUGCUGGGUAUGCACUGUGCGACGAGCCGCAAGACAUCAUGUGCCGUGCUAAAGAUUACCGUAAUAGGAGUCUGGACAAACUGGGACAGAAAAUUGAGUGCAGCCUUGACACUGGGCUUGUGUGCAGAAAUAAGGAUCAGAUCAAAAAGUACCCCAUGUGCUUUGACUACGAAAUCAAGGUGCUGUGCUGUGACCGUAACCACUGCGAGACAACAUCAGAAACAACAGGCACCACUGCAGGCUUCUCCACCACAUCUGCUCUUGCAGAAACCUCCACCACAAACACCAAAACUCCUGCACCACCAACUACUGCCUCCACCCUCCCACAGACAGCAAUGACAACCGCUACUGCAUCCACGGUUGUCCCCAGUAACACUGCCCCGCCAAUACAAGGCACGACCGUCAUCACAACCACCAGCAGGGCCAGCACCGCCAAGACCUCUCCCCCGCUGACAGAAAGCACAACCACCAUCAUCACACCCACUCCAACAGCCCCCACCUCAGCCAGUAGCACUACCAGCACCUCCAGGACCACCACACCAACCACCACAACGUCCAAAGCCACAUCUGUGCCCACAAAAACCUCCUCUGUGAAAACGCAGACUCCAACAUCACCCACUACUGCCACCAGCCUCUCCCAGCCAGCAAGGACAACCACUACUGCCACCACGGUUGUCCCCAGUAACACUGCCCCGCCAAUACAAGGCACGACCGUCAUCACAACCACCAGCAGGGCCAGCACCGCCAAGACCUCUCCCCCGCUGACAGAAAGCACAACCACCAUCAUCACACCCACUCCAACAGCACCCACCUCAGCCAGUAGCACUACCAGCACCUCCAGGACCACCACACCGACCACCACACCAACCACUACAACAUCCAAAGCCACAUCUGUGCCCACAAAAACCUCCUCUGUGAAAACGCAGACUCCAACAUCACCCACUACUGCCACCAGCCUCUCCCAGCCAGCAAGGACAACCACUACUGCCACCACGGUUGUCCCCAGUAACACUGCCCAGCCAAUACAAGGCACAACCGUCAUCACAACCACCAGCAGGGCCAGCACUACCAAGACCUCUCCAUCUCUAACAGGAGGCACAACCACCGUCAUCACAUCCACACCAACAGCAUCCACCUCACCAACCACCUUCACUGCUAGCACCUCCAAGACCACAACCAGCUGCCUGCAGCACUGUGCCUGGACGCAGUGGUUUGACUUGGAUUCCCCUAGCCCCGGUAGCCAAAACGGAGACAUAGAGACGCUUGCAAAAAUCCGAGCUGCUGGGUAUGCACUGUGCGACGAGCCGCAAGACAUCAUGUGCCGUGCUAAAGAUUACCGUAAUAGGAGUCUGGACAAACUGGGACAGAAAAUUGAGUGCAGCCUUGACACUGGGCUUGUGUGCAGAAAUAAGGAUCAGAUCAAAAAGUACCCCAUGUGCUUUGACUACGAAAUCAAGGUGCUGUGCUGUGACCGUAACCACUGCGAGACAACAUCAGAAACAACAGGCACCACUGCAGGCUUCUCCACCACAUCUGCUCUUGCAGAAACCUCCACCACAAACACCAAAACUCCUGCACCACCAACUACUGCCUCCACCCUCCCACAGACAGCAAUGACAACCGCUACUGCAUCCACGGUUGUCCCCAGUAACACUGCCCCGCCAAUACAAGGCACGACCGUCAUCACAACCACCAGCAGGGCCAGCACCGCCAAGACCUCUCCCCCGCUGACAGAAAGCACAACCACCAUCAUCACACCCACUCCAACAGCCCCCACCUCAGCCAGUAGCACUACCAGCACCUCCAGGACCACCACACCAACCACCACAACGUCCAAAGCCACAUCUGUGCCCACAAAAACCUCCUCUGUGAAAACGCAGACUCCAACAUCACCCACUACUGCCACCAGCCUCUCCCAGCCAGCAAGGACAACCACUACUGCCACCACGGUUGUCCCCAGUAACACUGCCCCGCCAAUACAAGGCACGACCGUCAUCACAACCACCAGCAGGGCCAGCACCGCCAAGACCUCUCCCCCGCUGACAGAAAGCACAACCACCAUCAUCACACCCACUCCAACAGCCCCCACCUCAGCCAGUAGCACUACCAGCACCUCCAGGACCACCACACCAACCACCACAACGUCCAAAGCCACAUCUGUGCCCACAAAAACCUCCUCUGUGAAAACGCAGACUCCAACAUCACCCACUACUGCCACCAGCCUCUCCCAGCCAGCAAGGACAACCACUACUGCCACCACGGUUGUCCCCAGUAACACUGCCCAGCCAAUACAAGGCACGACCGUCAUCACAACCACCAGCAGGGCCAGCACUACCAAGACCUCUCCAUCUCUAACAGGAGGCACAACCACCGUCAUCACAUCCACACCAACAGCAUCCACCUCACCAACCACCUUCACUGCUAGCACCUCCAAGACCACAACCAGCUGCCUGCAGCACUGUGCCUGGACGCAGUGGUUUGACUUGGAUUCCCCUAGCCCCGGUAGCCAAAACGGAGACAUAGAGACGCUUGCAAAAAUCCGAGCUGCUGGGUAUGCACUGUGCGACGAGCCGCAAGACAUCAUGUGCCGUGCUAAAGAUUACCGUAAUAGGAGUCUGGACAAACUGGGACAGAAAAUUGAGUGCAGCCUUGACACUGGGCUUGUGUGCAGAAAUAAGGAUCAGAUCAAAAAGUACCCCAUGUGCUUUGACUACGAAAUCAAGGUGCUGUGCUGUGACCGUAACCACUGCGAGACAACAUCAGAAACAACAGGCACCACUGCAGGCUUCUCCACCACAUCUGCUCUUGCAGAAACCUCCACCACAAACACCAAAACUCCUGCACCACCAACUACUGCCUCCACCCUCCCACAGACAGCAAUGACAACCGCUACUGCAUCCACGGUUGUCCCCAGUAACACUGCCCCGCCAAUACAAGGCACGACCGUCAUCACAACCACCAGCAGGGCCAGCACCGCCAAGACCUCUCCCCCGCUGACAGAAAGCACAACCACCAUCAUCACACCCACUCCAACAGCCCCCACCUCAGCCAGUAGCACUACCAGCACCUCCAGGACCACCACACCAACCACCACAACGUCCAAAGCCACAUCUGUGCCCACAAAAACCUCCUCUGUGAAAACGCAGACUCCAACAUCACCCACUACUGCCACCAGCCUCUCCCAGCCAGCAAGGACAACCACUACUGCCACCACGGUUGUCCCCAGUAACACUGCCCCGCCAAUACAAGGCACGACCGUCAUCACAACCACCAGCAGGGCCAGCACCGCCAAGACCUCUCCCCCGCUGACAGAAAGCACAACCACCAUCAUCACACCCACUCCAACAGCACCCACCUCAGCCAGUAGCACUACCAGCACCUCCAGGACCACCACACCGACCACCACACCAACCACUACAACAUCCAAAGCCACAUCUGUGCCCACAAAAACCUCCUCUGUGAAAACGCAGACUCCAACAUCACCCACUACUGCCACCAGCCUCUCCCAGCCAGCAAGGACAACCACUACUGCCACCACGGUUGUCCCCAGUAACACUGCCCAGCCAAUACAAGGCACAACCGUCAUCACAACCACCAGCAGGGCCAGCACUACCAAGACCUCUCCAUCUCUAACAGGAGGCACAACCACCGUCAUCACAUCCACACCAACAGCAUCCACCUCACCAACCACCUUCACUGCUAGCACCUCCAAGACCACAACCAGCUGCCUGCAGCACUGUGCCUGGACGCAGUGGUUUGACUUGGAUUCCCCUAGCCCCGGUAGCCAAAACGGAGACAUAGAGACGCUUGCAAAAAUCCGAGCUGCUGGGUAUGCACUGUGCGACGAGCCGCAAGACAUCAUGUGCCGUGCUAAAGAUUACCGUAAUAGGAGUCUGGACAAACUGGGACAGAAAAUUGAGUGCAGCCUUGACACUGGGCUUGUGUGCAGAAAUAAGGAUCAGAUCAAAAAGUACCCCAUGUGCUUUGACUACGAAAUCAAGGUGCUGUGCUGUGACCGUAACCACUGCGAGACAACAUCAGAAACAACAGGCACCACUGCAGGCUUCUCCACCACAUCUGCUCUUGCAGAAACCUCCACCACAAACACCAAAACUCCUGCACCACCAACUACUGCCUCCACCCUCCCACAGACAGCAAUGACAACCGCUACUGCAUCCACGGUUGUCCCCAGUAACACUGCCCCGCCAAUACAAGGCACGACCGUCAUCACAACCACCAGCAGGGCCAGCACCGCCAAGACCUCUCCCCCGCUGACAGAAAGCACAACCACCAUCAUCACACCCACUCCAACAGCCCCCACCUCAGCCAGUAGCACUACCAGCACCUCCAGGACCACCACACCAACCACCACAACGUCCAAAGCCACAUCUGUGCCCACAAAAACCUCCUCUGUGAAAACGCAGACUCCAACAUCACCCACUACUGCCACCAGCCUCUCCCAGCCAGCAAGGACAACCACUACUGCCACCACGGUUGUCCCCAGUAACACUGCCCCGCCAAUACAAGGCACGACCGUCAUCACAACCACCAGCAGGGCCAGCACCGCCAAGACCUCUCCCCCGCUGACAGAAAGCACAACCACCAUCAUCACACCCACUCCAACAGCCCCCACCUCAGCCAGUAGCACUACCAGCACCUCCAGGACCACCACACCAACCACCACAACGUCCAAAGCCACAUCUGUGCCCACAAAAACCUCCUCUGUGAAAACGCAGACUCCAACAUCACCCACUACUGCCACCAGCCUCUCCCAGCCAGCAAGGACAACCACUACUGCCACCACGGUUGUCCCCAGUAACACUGCCCCGCCAAUACAAGGCACGACCGUCAUCACAACCACCAGCAGGGCCAGCACUACCAAGACCUCUCCAUCUCUAACAGGAGGCACAACCACCGUCAUCACAUCCACACCAACAGCAUCCACCUCACCAACCACCUUCACUGCUAGCACCUCCAAGACCACAACCAGCUGCCUGCAGCACUGUGCCUGGACGCAGUGGUUUGACUUGGAUUCCCCUAGCCCCGGUAGCCAAAACGGAGACAUAGAGACGCUUGCAAAAAUCCGAGCUGCUGGGUAUGCACUGUGCGACGAGCCGCAAGACAUCAUGUGCCGUGCUAAAGAUUACCGUAAUAGGAGUCUGGACAAACUGGGACAGAAAAUUGAGUGCAGCCUUGACACUGGGCUUGUGUGCAGAAAUAAGGAUCAGAUCAAAAAGUACCCCAUGUGCUUUGACUACGAAAUCAAGGUGCUGUGCUGUGACCGUAACCACUGCGAGACAACAUCAGAAACAACAGGCACCACUGCAGGCUUCUCCACCACAUCUGCUCUUGCAGAAACCUCCACCACAAACACCAAAACUCCUGCACCACCAACUACUGCCUCCACCCUCCCACAGACAGCAAUGACAACCGCUACUGCAUCCACGGUUGUCCCCAGUAACACUGCCCCGCCAAUACAAGGCACGACCGUCAUCACAACCACCAGCAGGGCCAGCACCGCCAAGACCCCUCCCCCGCUGACAGAAAGCACAACCACCAUCCUCACACCCACUCCAACAGCACCCACCUCAGCCAGUAGCACUACCAGCACCUCCAGGACCACCACAACAACCACCACCACGUUCAAAGCCACAUCUGCACCUGCAGAAAGCUCCACUGUGGCAACCCACGCUCCAAUAUCUCCUACUACUGCCUCAACUCCAGCUCACUUAGGAAUUAGAAGCACCAUUGUCAGUACAGAUAUUCUUCUAACAUCUGUUUCCUUAACUGGACAAAGUACUGCCACCAUUGUUUUUCCCACAAGUUUGACUACCACAAGCAGCCCAGUAGCUACAACUGGUACGCCACAAUCAAGUCAUGUUACAGCAAGUACUUCUGCAGCCUUCAGUUCUUCCCACAGCACACCUGUCAUAACAGAAGCAAGUACAUAUGUUACAUCAAGCAGAACAACUCCAUGUUUUUGUCACGUGUUCGGUAACCUUUUUUCUCCUGGGGAAGUGGUAUACAACAGAACAGAUAGGGCUGGCUGUAAUUUUUAUGCACUUUGCAGCAAGGAAUGUGAAAUUCACCCAUUCCAGGGGCCAUGCUAUUCGACAACUCCUUUCACUUCAGGCACCUCAGAAACUACAGCACAAGCCACCUCAUCCACAGAACAUGUAUUUUCUUCUGUCUCACCAACCACAGCAACAUCCCUCACAACUUCAGUAGAAAGAAACUGUACUGAUGUCAAUCCUCCACGAAAGCCUGGAGAGAACUGGAUAAGUGAAUGCCGUAAGUGUGUCUGUGACCCCCUCAAUGCUACGGUACAAUGCCAGCCGCUCCCAUGCCAAACAGCUCAGACACCAAUUUGUGACCCAGAAUUUGCUGCUGUGACUGCACUACCACUAAAAGACACAUGUUGUCCUAAAUAUGAAUGCCGACCAAGGCCUGACUACUGUGUGAUUAAUGGUACAACGUACAAGGUUGGAGCAUCAACAGUAACCGAUUCAUGUAUGAACUGUACCUGCACUUCUGAGAUAGAUAAAGCAUCUUGGCAAAAUAUUUGGCAUUGUGAAAGAGUUCAAUGUGAAACAUCUUGCCCACCGGUGAGUUCAGAUUCUCUAGGCUGCCCAGUCAGCCCUCAAUUACAGGAAGACUAGAAUUCUCCAUCACCAACGCAACAUACUUUCAUCUCCUUGUGAGUAGGGUCAUCAGUACAUGACUGAGGAUGGAAAGUGCUGUGGGAACUGUAGUGAAGUAUUUUGCACCAUCAAACUAAGUAACAACACUGUUCGCAAGCUCGGUGUAAGUAUUCCUUUCAUUUUCACAUCUCCCUAUUAGCCAAUACUGGUUAGAACAGCUAAGAUUCAACUCAUGUCCCUUACUAGUAAAAAUCUAAUUGAUACUGAAAUUACUCUGAAAACAACAAACUAGUUUUCUGAAUUGAUGUAUUGGGUUUGCGUGGCAAGGUUUUGGUAGCAGGGGGG